GGGCGUGUCCAGGAGAGUUGGAACGCGGCGGCUUGGGCGGCGGGGGUUGGCCCCCUCCGGCAAGCGGAAAGCGGCAGCAGAGUGCGGUCUGUCUGGCCGACUGCCUGGUGGGGCGCGAGACGCGAGGGCCCCCGGCUGAGGAGCCGAGUGGCUGAAGAUGGUGGACUACCUGGCAAACACGGAGAUCAACAGCCAGCGCAUCGCGGCUGUCGAGAGCUGCUUCGGGGCAUCGGGGCAGCCACUGGCCCUGCCGGGCCGAGUGCUGCUGGGUGAGGGCGUGCUGACCAAGGAGUGCCGCAAGAAGGCCAAACCGCGCAUCUUCUUCCUCUUCAACGACAUCCUGGUGUACGGCAGCAUCGUGCUGAACAAGCGCAAGUACCGCAGCCAGCACAUCAUUCCGCUGGAGGAGGUGACAUUGGAGACGCUGCCGGAGACUCUGCAGGCCAAGAACCGCUGGAUGAUCAAGACGGCCAAGAAGUCCUUCGUGGUGUCAGCCGCCUCCGCCACGGAACGCCAGGAGUGGAUCAGCCACAUUGAGGAGUGCGUGCGGCGGCAGCUGCUGGCCACGGGCCUGCAGCCCAGCACGGAGCACGCGGCGCCCUGGAUCCCCGACAAGGCCACGGAUAUCUGCAUGCGCUGCACGCAGACGCGCUUCUCGGCGCUCACGCGGCGGCACCACUGCCGCAAAUGUGGCUUCGUGGUCUGCGCCGAGUGCUCCCGCGAGCGCUUCCUCCUGCCGCGCCUCUCUCCAAAGCCCCUGCGCGUCUGCAGCCUCUGCUUCCGCGAGCUGGCCGCCCAGAAGCGGAAGGAGGACGUGGAGGAGCAGGGCCUCGGGUCCCCCGGGCCGUCGGCCUACCUGGCGGGGGCCGUCUGCGGGGCGUCCAGUGGAGACGACGAUGACUCAGACGAGGACAGGGAGGGCAGUGGAGAUGGGGACUGGCCCAGCCACGUGGAGUUCUACGCCUCGGGCGUGUCCUGGUCAUCCUUCCACAGCUGACCCCAGGUCUGCAGCCAUGAGGGAGGGCUUCCCUUGUCACUUCGGUCCAAGCAGAUGCCUCUGCCCGAACCCCUGAGAGCGCAGAGUUCCCCAAGCUGCCCAGCCUUCCGAAGGGCCCUCCCUACCCCAGGGGACCCUACCCCAUGGGUAGAGGGCACAGCGGAAGUGGCUUCUUUUCUCCGAACCCCCAGUGCCUCUUUUUGGAUAUUGGCAUCUUUCUAGUUCCACUUAAGGAAAUUACCUUUUCAUUCAGCAAGCCCCAAAUACCUAGGCCUCUUGGGAACAAAUGUCCUUUCUCAGCCCUUUGAGCUGUAGCUCUAGAAUUAGACGAUCCCAGGCACCUUUAGGGACAAGAGAGAAGGUAGGACUGGAGUGAGGUCUCUGUUCUGAGGCCUUCAACCAGCACACCUGGCCCUGCCCCCUUGCAGAGAAGACUGUGGGUCCAGAGAGGCUUCCAGGAAGCCAGCAUCUACCCACCCACCUUGCUGAUGCCCACCUGUCUGGCUGGUUGGGCCUUGUCAGGCCAGGCAUGUGAGCUCACUCAGAGCAAGGCAGGAGACUGCCAUCCUGUGCACGCCCGCCAGCCCCAGGGACUGCAGUCUGAGCUCUCCAUGGUCCAGGGCGGCCUGCCCAGGCCUCUGGUCCAGUCUGAGCUCCCUCUAGGUAUCUGAUGCCUCUCAGUCCUAUUUUCCUCCCUCCCUCUGCUGGGGAAAGCAGUGUUUUCUGUUAAGACUCUUACUGCAAGUGACAGAAACCCUAUCCAGACUGACUUAAUAAUAAAAAGAAGGUUUAUUCACUCGUGGUUGAAAAGUC
This is a messenger RNA of Capra hircus (goat), 1810 nucleotides long. RefSeq names its product pleckstrin homology and FYVE domain containing 1 (gene PLEKHF1). Bases 158 to 997 code for a protein of 279 amino acids. The record is from RefSeq and is a predicted model, not a curated record. Gene Ontology annotation, molecular function: phosphatidylinositol binding; metal ion binding. Lineage: Eukaryota; Metazoa; Chordata; Mammalia; Artiodactyla; Bovidae. The transcript is spliced from 2 exons.